Phaeodactylum tricornutum CCAP 1055/1 is the source of this 1276-nucleotide messenger RNA. RefSeq lists its product with no specific name. The transcript has a single exon. Gene Ontology annotation, cellular component: membrane. Gene Ontology annotation, molecular function: glycosyltransferase activity. The record is from RefSeq and is a predicted model, not a curated record. Lineage: Eukaryota; Bacillariophyta; Bacillariophyceae; Surirellales; Neidiaceae. Bases 1 to 1245 code for a protein of 414 amino acids.
AUGCACCCCAGUGGGUCGGUAGGGGCGACUGCGGGUGCUUCUUCCUCCACUAGGGCCGUGGAAAUGCGCUCACGGGCUUCCGAGAUGGACCUCGAAACGAGACCCUUCGUAACGGACCGGAAAGUUCACCGCACACCCCAUUCCACCGGUAAUUCGUUUCGACGAAUAGGACAACAAUUGCGUUUGCGAUGGAGUCUAUUGUCGAUGUCGGCCCGCAUUAUUUGUGCCCUUUGCCUACCUCUGUUGCUGAUACACGUCACGGUAGGGACGGCCGAUUGGCUCUGGGGAGGCUACCAGAAGACCUUACCGAAUGUCGCCACGUCUUCCGCAACCGACUUUGCCGUGGUAAUCAAUACCUAUAAACGGCCAAAUAUGUUGCGUGAGGCGGUCCAGCACUACGCACAAAUCUGCGGACCGCGGUUUGGCGUCGGACAAGUCUUUGUCGUGUGGGCGGAACUCGACGUGGUGCCUCCGGAACCGUCCACUUUCUUGGAGUCGGCCGGAACGCGCGGCCUUAAGACAACAGCCGAAGUGCAUAUGGUAGCGGUGGCGAAAGAUUCUCUGAAUUCACGUUUUUUACCGAUCGAACGACUCCGGAGUGACGCCAUUUUCAUGGUGGACGAUGACGUGCGCGUCGAUUGUCAAUCGCUGCGUCAAGGUUUCUGGGCCUGGAAAGCCUCGCCCCAUUCCAUGGUGGGUUACUACCCCCGGCUUGCGCAAGCCCCUCGCCGGCGGCAAUCGGUAGAUACCGUCGGGGCGGAGUACGUCUACCACUCUUGGCCCAUGGUCUUUUGGAAAUCGCGCCUCAAUUUCAUUCUCACCAAGGCAGGAUUCGUACACCGACGCUACCUGACCAUAUACUCGGACCCUUCCCAACAUCCCGUGGAAAUCUUGGACUACGUAGACCAGCACUUUAAUUGCGAAGACGUCGCCAUGAGUCUGUUGGUUGCCAACGUGACGCGCGCGGAAACGGGCAUCCCGGCACUCCCGGUUUACGUGGAAGCGUCCGUUUCCGACCAGGGUUUGUUCGGCGGCAUUAGCACCGGAUCAGGUCACAUGUCUCAGCGAUCGCGCUGUUUGACCGACUUGACCAAGGUGUACAUCCAACACGGAUGGUCGCCACCGUUGGACCGUACCUUUGCGCUGGCCGACGCCUCGUGGGUCCAACACGCCCCGGGGACCUGGUGGCAACACCGACCCAGCAACGUGUUUGAAUGGUUCGCCCUCGAAAAUGUAUUCCAGUAACAGAACGUGUAAAUUAAAAAUUAUUGCAUUU